This is a messenger RNA of Onthophagus taurus, 1307 nucleotides long. RefSeq lists its product as uncharacterized. Lineage: Eukaryota; Metazoa; Arthropoda; Insecta; Coleoptera; Scarabaeidae. Gene Ontology annotation, molecular function: DNA binding. The record is from RefSeq and is a predicted model, not a curated record. Gene Ontology annotation, biological process: DNA-templated transcription.
AACUAAAAAUAAACGUCAAACGGGCGUCAAACACAAAAAUUAACCUACAAAUUUUAACACACGCUUAAAGAUUCAAAAUUCUUAUUUGUAAAUUAAAACUUAAUGAUUUUGAUAUGAAUAGUGCUAGAAUAAAAAAAAUAGUUUAUGAUGAAUCAUCUUUGAGACCAAUAAUCGGUAAUUUCCAAAAUGGAAUUAUACAACCAAGUACGGAAGACAAAUUGUCCUGUGGCCUAUUUAAAGAUAACAUCACAAAUAAUACAAAUGCAAUUAUUACUUCUGAUAGAGGUUUUUAUAAUGCGGUAAUAAAUCGAGAUGAAGAUUCCUAUAAUAAUUUUAUAGUGAUAUGUAACAAAAAGAAGGAAACAUGCAAAUUUAUAGCCGUUGACAAAGUUACAUUUGAUUUUUCUCUAAAUAAAAAUAAAAUAUCUCCGGAUGUUAAUGAUAAUGAGGCUAAUAAAAGUACAGUCAGUGAUUUAAUCAAGAAAUUUGGAUCUAAAAAGCAAAGAAAGUUUCGAGAGCAAAGCGAAAGAAUGCAAUUGGAUGUCCAAACUAUGAAAGAACAAUUCGAACAAGUUGUUGAUGAGACUCAUAUUGAUGAAGCUGAUUUAGCACCACAUAAUCCUGAAAAUUUGGAAACUAGUUAUAAACCUCCUAUUAAUAGAGAUGCAGAAAAUGUAAAAGAUGUUUAUCCAUUAGAAUCUUUGGUUCCAUUAAAUGUUUUAUCAGAAUUAGAAGAAGAAGUAAAUUCAUUAUUAAACGAAGAAAAUGAUGAGUUAAAAGUGACAUCAGAGUUUGUAAAAAGAGAACUUUUAAAACUACAAAAAAGUUCUUUGACUCAACAGGAUAUAUUAAAAGCUGAAAUAUUCUUGUAUAUUGAAUAUCUUAUAAAAUACAUAAAAUUACCGGCUAAAUGCAUUGCAGUUAGAAAAUAUCAACCAUGUGAAUAUUCUCAAAUAUUAAGUGAACACAUUUUUAAACAAUUCUCUAUUUCAACUUCAACCGGAAAAAUGAGACCAUUAUCAAUGCGAGAUAAAUGUCUUUGCUACAUUUUAGUAUUGGGUAUAAUUGGAUGUGAUUAUACAAUGAGUAUAGAACUCCUCUCAAAAGAUUUAAAGCAAGGUAUUAAAAAGUUGCAGGAAUUAUGUAAAAUAUUGUCUUUUACGCCUCUUAUAAAAGAUAAAACAGUGGUAACAUUAAAAUUGCCUCUACCAACACCACCAAGUCAUCAAGCAAUGAAUAAAAAAAGAAAACGAUAAAAUAAGAUUUUUAUUAUUAAUUUAAUUUUGCAAUAAAAUUAUAAAGGAUUA